AGACGGGAGGAGGGGCUGAGAGCGGGGCAGUAGGCAGGCUACAGCGCUGCUAGUCGGCAUUAGCGCUCGCGCAGCUGAGUGUUCCGGGCUGCAGCGAUCUCUCGGAUGAUUACAAAAAGAAAACAGGAUUAAAACCAAAUCUUUCUUCUUCCUCCAACUCACUUUAACAUUCCAGCUGAUUUCAUAAAGCUCCAUGCCCCGGAAGUGAACUCUGAGAGGACGGCUUUCACUGACUGAGUGUGAGCGGAUAGAGCGCGCCUGCCAACUCAACACAUCAGCGACGAAGCGCGAGGAAAUCAUCAUCAUCUCCCCGUCUUAAAAUGCGCGUUUUAUCGAAGGUUAACAUGAAUGGACAUAAGACAGUUCAGCCGGAGCGGACUCUAGGCGUGCAGGUGCAGCAGGGCUGAAAGAUGUGCGAUGGGAUGGCCACGCGUUCACACGCUCUGGUGAUCGUGGCACUGCAGCUGCUCCUCUUCCUCACCGCACUCCCCGCAGGCCAGGCCUCAGGUUGCUCCAGGCCCUCAGCAGUGCUGUAUGGCCGAGGAAACCUCACAGAGACCAACCGCGGCUCCUUCUCCGUAGGCACAGUGCUGCAGUACAGCUGUGAUUCAGGAUACACACUGAGCGGCGAGAGCGUCAUCACGUGCAUCGCACCGGGUCACUGGUCCUCCGUCCCACCGCACUGCCUCAAAAACGACGUGUGUCGUCCCCCCAGUGAGCCGGAGAAUGGGGGCUACAUGUGCCACCCCUCACCCUGCCCCAGACUGACUGAAGGCACAGUGAUCGAGUAUUUCUGUGAUGAAGGCUACACGCUGAAAGGAUACAGGUACCACACAUGCAGGAACGGAGACUGGGACUCAGCAGCGCCCAUCAUCUGUCACCUGGGACAAGGGAAGGAAGAGCGCUCUUCUCUGGGUAUGCCAGCUCUUUCUAUCAUGGCCUCCACUGCCAGCUCUGUGGCCCUCAUCCUGCUGCUGGUCGUCCUUUUCGUCCUGCUGCAGCCCAAACUCAAAUCCUUCCAUCACAGCAGACGUGAGCAGGGCGUAUGUGGCCAGGCCGCCUCCAUCGUCGUAGAGGGAGUUCAGGUGUCUCUUCCUUCCUACGAGGAGGCGGUUUACGGCAGCGGCGGCGCAGCGGCUCCUCCCCCAGAGUCCCGCGUAAACAUCGUGCUCUCCGAGGGGCCGCAGACGGAGCCUCCCGCUUCAGAGCUCAGCCACUCCCGACCUGAGCACAGCCUCCCCUCCACCUCCACCUCCGCCUCCGCCUCCGCACGCUCCUGUCACUCCGAGACCGUGCUCGUUCACCAGGACCCCUCCUCCUCCUCCUCUCCGUCCUCCUCCUCCUCCUCCUCCUCCACCUGGGUGUCGGAGCAGCGCGGGGCGGCAGCGGCGGCAGCGCGUAGGCCGAGCAGCACGAGCAGCGACCAGCACAGCCUGCUCUCACUCACCUCCGUAGAGGAAUAUGGAGACGAUAUUCCUCUGCUGAAGGAGGCCUGAGAGCACACGCAGCGUCCUCCUGUCUGUGGAUGAUGACCAGGACUGUGGCUCCUUAAGCUUUUUACCAAACCCUUCCCCCAUUGCUGCCGUACAGAAUGCAGGAGUAACCAAAUGCCUCUCGAUUGACCGCCCCUUCAACUCUCUACCAACUCUCCGAGCUGCACCGUGUAAUCGCUCAUCCUCGCCUCACUGUAAAACACCGCCAUCAUGCUCCACACGCUCCCACCUUCUCCCUCAAACGACUGCACAGAUGCUAUAGAAUAUACAGGAUUAUGUAUAACGCAUACAUACGGGCUGAAUAACACGUUUAUAAACGCCACCUUUUCCCCAGCGGCGCACUAACAAACAAGCAGUUGCACUCAUAAAGCCUUCAUCUUCACACAGCUUUCGCGAAUUAUGAAUGCAUUCAGUCAGUUUCUGUGUAAACGAUGAACCUUUGGUCGAUCAGUGACUGUGACCUCUCACCCCUGAGGUUUACUAAAUCAGGUCGUUUUUUUCUGUUGUUUUUUUUGUUUGUUUGUUUUUUUUAAAUGCUGCAUGAUCUGUGCAUCUCAAUUUUUUUUUCCCCCCCAAACUAGUGCACACGAGAACACGCAUGCUGCACAGGAUGGACGAGCGAGAUACAGGGAUGAACUGGUUUACAUAGUACUGUAUUCAAAGACAUGCUUGCCUUUCUGUUCGCUGCAAACUGUGUGUGUGUGAGAGAGUGUGAGUGUGUGUGUGUGUGUGUUUUGGCUUUACACGUUUGACUGAAUGAAGAGGGCUCAAAUGUGUCACCUUUUUUUUUUUUUUUUUUUUUUUACUUCUAAUUUUAACUCAGCGUAGGAUUGUUAUUUGACCUCCCGGUAAAAUCUGAGUUAAAAAUUCAGUUGAGAGAUUAUCACAUCACAUCAUAUCAUAGAACAAAUGUCUUUGGGUCGUUCUGUUUGUCCAGCUGUGUGUGUAUGAGGUGUACUAAAUAAACAAGAUUACGCCAGAAAGAAAGCUGAAUUUAGCAACACUCAUGUGAAGGGGUGGACAGAUCACUAGUUUAGGUGCCAAGCUUUCAGGGUUCUUUUUUUUUAUUACAAAAUCCUAAAAAAGCAGAAAAAUUCUACUUCCCAAACCUGAAACCCUGACGAGGAAUAAUUCAAGGGGGGGGUCCAGUGAUUAGAGAAUGAUCUUUUGGUGUAUUUUUGACCGAAAUUAAAAUAUGGAGCUUAUUACGUCUGCCUUCUGCAAAAGAAAACAUUAUUAUGUUUCAUCGUUCAUUUCAUUGUUAUUUUUAUUUAAACGCAACACGUUCCAGUUGGAUCAAAAGCAACUCAACGCUACUCUUUUCCGAAUCUCGUCACCUGCUGCACUACGCACAAACCCAGUGACUAUUGAUAGGAGCUAUUUUUUUUUACUAUGCACGAUAAUUAGCUUGAGUGGAUGCUAGACAAUAUUUCCAGAAUGUAGAAACAAGGACAACGGAGCAGAAAACAGUGGAGUGCAAAAAAAAAAAUAAUAAUAAUAAUGCGCAGUCAUCAAGUGAAAACGAAGACGCUAGCUAGAUUAAAUAACGUCUUUUUACAUGCGAUGACAGAAUACUGCAUCAUAAAUGUUAGCCAAAGACAUGAUCAGGAGAGGAUUAAAAACUAAAGCUACAUAAAAUUGCUUCUUUUCCAUCGUCUGUAUCAACACACGUAAUUAUAUCGUCACGCUUUUGAGUUAAAUUACACUUAAUUAGACUUUAUGUGCUGUCAUUGCUAUUAAAUUUAUGAUUUGUCCACCCCUGAACAAAUCCCUCUAAAAGUAAGCUUUUUUUUUUUUUCCUUUUUUCUCUUUCAACCAGCUAAAAGCAGCUCUUGGUCAUGUAUGUGCAUUUUUGCAUGUACAUUUAAUUGCACAGUAACUACUUACUGAUCAUUGGACAAGUUGAUAACGGACAGAUCCAUCAUUGCUUGUCCUCAUAUUUUGGCUUACCUGAUUUCAGAAAAGUGAGAGUCAGGUUUGUGUGGUCAGACAUCCUUUUUAUUUUUUUUUAUUUUUAUUUUUUUUUCCCCUUUGCAAAAUGGAAAGAAGACAGAGCCGAGCUUUCGCCUUAAUAAGACUUGUACAUUUCAUUAUUUUUGUAAUCAUGUUUCUUCCAUCACGGUGUUGAUUCGUCUUCAGUUUUCCUUACAGCCUUUAUGUUUUAUUUCCUAUGCAUUAACAGUCUUACGGCUUUUUCAGAGGGUGUCGGGUUCUUUGUUCUUUAUUUUUCAGAUGCUGUUUUCUUGCCCAAAGCUUUUUUUUUUUUUUUAAAUCAGUGACUUUGAUAUCUGAAGUUCGCUGCAGGUCUAAAGUUGUACUUUCUGUUCUUUUGGUUGUUGUACUUUAAAAAAAAAAAAAAAACAGAAAUCCUUGACACCAUUGAAUGGUGUUACCCAUCUCAUCUUACCCUUUUCAAUUGUUUUUUUUUUCUCUGUACAUUGCAGUGGGUGUGAAGAUAGUAUUUUAAUAUUUGUAUAAAGUUUAAUUUAAUUCUACAGUUUGUGUGUGUAUAUAACUAUUUCUAAUUAAAGCUUUCUUUUAAAGUGCA
Molecule: messenger RNA, 4041 nt
Organism: Pangasianodon hypophthalmus (striped catfish)
Lineage: Eukaryota; Metazoa; Chordata; Actinopteri; Siluriformes; Pangasiidae
Gene: susd6
Product: sushi domain containing 6
Exons: 8
Coding region: 411-1496 (361 amino acids)
Source: RefSeq, a predicted model, not a curated record